CAUUUUCCGAUUAAAUUUACGUUUUUUUUUUCGUUUUCUCUAAAUUUCUUCAAAAUUCGGACAUACGCCGGAUACCUUUGCCGAAGGGCAACCUUCUGCGUUGUGUCUCCAUGUCCGAAAUCCCUAUCUAAUCUAAGACUUCGCUGCUAUGCUGAGAAUUCUAAAAAGGAGGUGCAUCCUCCAAAGUUCCAACUGGACCGAGGACCCUUCGACUCCCAGCUGGAUUACCAAUCUCGUCUGCAAUUUCAAGCUCCACCUUUGAGUCUCCCCCUCAGUUGCAUUAUAUGCACCAUUGGACCCUCAUCCAAUAGUCCGGAAGUUCUACUCAAGCUCAUUCGUGCCGGGAUGCGAGUUGUGCGAAUGGAUUUCUCUCAGUACAACCAUGAGUGCCAUUGCAAGACAAUAGAGGCUACUCGAAAAGCCAUGGAAAUGUAUGCAGAAGAAACGGGCUUACCCAGAACUGUGGCCAUUGCAUUGGACACCAAGGGUCCGGGGAUUCGAACGGGAAAGUUGGCAGGUGGUACAUCCGAAAUCAAACUCCUACCCGGUGAUAAAAUUACACUGAGUACCAAAAAAGAACUGGAGGAAAAGUGCACCAAGGAGCAGAUAUACGUGGACUAUCAGCCCUUACCUUCAGUCGUAAAACCUGGAAAUCGAAUCUUACUAAACGACGGAUUUAUCCAACUGGUGGUUAAGGAAUCCAAAGCAGAUGAAGUGACUUGCCAGGUGGAGACUGAAGGCAGGUUGGGUUCCCAUCAAGGAGUGAAUCUGCCGGGCAUUCCGUUGGAUCUUCCCUCCGUAACCGAACAGGAUAAACUGGAUCUCAAGUUCGGAGCGGAGCUGCCGGUGGACAUGAUCUUUGCGUCGUUCAUCCGCGAUGCCAAUGCUCUGAAAGAGAUUCGCCAGGCUCUGGGAUCGACGGGUGAACACAUAAAGAUCAUCUCCAAGAUCGACAGCCAACAGGGCCUGGCCAAUUUGGACUCCAUUAUCCGUGAAUCCGAUGGCAUAAUGGUGGCGCGCGGGAAUCUGGGCAACGAAAUUCCCGAGGAGCAAGUGCCCCUGGCCCAAAAAUCCAUCGUGGCCAAGUGCAAUAGAGUGGGUAAGCCGGUGAUCUGUGCCGGCCAAAUGAUGGAAUCGAUGACAACAAAGCCGCGACCUUCGCGUGCCGAAGCCUCGGAUGUUGCCAAUGCGAUAUUCGAUGGUUGCGAUGCCGUAAUGUUGUCCAGUGAAACUUCAGAGGGUAAAUAUCCAGUGGAGUGUGUGCAAACUAUGGCCAGGAUUUGUGCCAAAGUCGAGUCGGUUUUGUGGUACGAGAAUCUGCAGAGCAGUCUGAAGAGGGAAAUUCGAACCUCUGCCGCUGAUCACAUUUCGGCGGUGACCACUGCGAUUUCGGAGGCGGCAACAGUGGCUCAAGCUGGGGCAAUUGUGGUGGCAAGUCCAUGCCAAAUGGUUUCCCAGAUGAUCAGUCACAUGAGGCCACCGUGUCCCAUUGUCAUGCUCACUGGCUAUCCAUCCGAAGCAGCUGAAUCCUCGCUCUUCCGUGGUGUUUACCCACUUCUGGUCGAAGAAAUGGUUUUGGGUAGCCUGAACUUCCGACGCAUUAUGAAUUCGGGACUAAAGCUACUGGCCAAGAUGGACAUCCUGGAGCCGGGACAAACGGGAUCGAUUGUGGUGGUUAAUGCCAUGUCGGCGGAUAAGAUCAACUUCAAAUUUCUAACCAUCCGUCAACAAACUGCUGCCGAGCGGGAACAGGAAGAAAUAUGUAGAAAGCUAGCACAAGAACAGCGGUGCAAGGAAAUUGCUCUAAAGGAGUCCUGUGAAAGACUCAAGCAAGAAGAAGAAAUGGCUUUAAAUGAGUCCUGCGAAAAACCCAAGCAAGAAGAAGAAAUUGCACUCAAGGAGUCCUGUAAAAAGCUCAAUCAAGAAGAAGAAAUUGCUCUAAAGGAGUCCUGUGAGCAGCUCAAGCCAGAAGAAGAGGGCCGGAAAGAAAGAAAAGCUAAUGAGUGCAGGCAAGAGAAUUUGGCAAAACUAGAAGAAGAAAAGGGUAAGAAAUCCGAGAAAAAUAAAACAUCAGACGAGAGCUGUAAGAAAAUUGCUCUAAAGGAGUCCUGUGAAAGACUUAAGCAAGAAGAAGAAAUGGCUUUAAAGGAGUCCUGCGAAAAACCCAAGCAAGAAGAAGAAAUUGCUCAAAAGGAGUCCUGUGAAAAACUCAAGCAAGAAGAAGAAAUGGCUCUAAAGGAGUCCUCUGAAAAAAUUAAGCAAGAAGAAGAGAUUGCUCUGAAGAAGUACUGUGAAAAAAUCAAGCAAAAAGAAGAAAUUGCUCUAAAGGAGUCCCGUGAAAAGGUCAAGCCAGAAGAAGAGGGUCGGAAAAACAGGGAAGCUUAUGAGUGCAAGCAAGAGAAUUUGCCAAAAGUAGAAGAAGAAAAGGAUAAGAAAUCCGAGAAAGUUAAAAUAUCAGACAAGAGCUGCAAGAAAUCGGAGGAGACUUUAAAGAACUCGAAGGCGAAUUGUAAGAAAUCAGAGGAGAAUCUUAAAAAAUCGAAGGAGAAUUUAAAAAACUCAAAGAGGAAUUAUAAGAAAUCAGAGGAGAAUCAUAAGAAAUCCGAGGGAAGUUUUAAGAAAUCAAAAAAGGAGGAUCUAAAACAACAAAGCCAGAAAACAGCUGUAAAAGAUUGCAGCAUAGGGUUUAAACAGGAGGAAAAAUUGGCUCAAGACCAGCAUGGCAAGGAAAAGGAUCAUAAGGGGUCCUCUCAAAAACAGCAGGAGGAAGAUGGACGGAAAAAAAGUGAAGCUAAGAAAAGCAGGGAAAACAAAGCUUCAAAACUAGAAGAAGAAAAGUGCAAGAAACAAGAGAAAAAUUGUAAGAAAUCUGAGGAGGAAGUUCUUAAUCCGAAAUUAGCUUCAAAAGAUUCCUGCAUAAGACUAAACCAGUUGGAAAAAUUCAUGCAAAUGCGCGAGGUCGAAAAACAAAUAGAACAAUUGGAGAAACAUGUCAAAAUAUUCGAGGAGAAGACAAUUGCAAGUUGCAAUGCUGACAAGAAAACCAUUAAACAAAUAGAUGAACCCAAAAAAUCUAUCGAGUUGAAAAUCGUAAACUGCAAAACACCAGAACCCGAAAGCAGCAAAUCAAUCAAACUUGAAAAUAGCAAGUCGGUAAAACUGGAAAACUGCAAUCAGCAGAGCGAAUCAAAUACAAAUAUCAAUCAGGCGGAAAAGAUGUCGUACAAGGUUGAAGCUCUUCCCGAUUCCUAUGCCGAUUUGGGCGAGGGACCCCACUGGGAUGUGGAUCGCCAGAGUCUUUACUACGUGGAUCUGGAAUCGGCUGGCAUUAAUCGCUUCGAUUUCAAGCAGAACAAGGUGUACAAGGCGAAAAUCCAGGGCGAGGAGUUUGCCUCCUUUAUUCUCCCUGUGGAAAACAAACCCCAGGAGUUUGCUGUGGGUUGCGGACGUCGCACUGUGGUUGUCCAGUGGGAUGGAGUCUCCCCUACGGCCAAGGUCGUUCGCACCCUGUUCGAAGUGCAGCCGGACCAGACGGACAACCGCAUCAACGAUGCCAAAACCGAUCCCAAUGGACGGUUCUACGGCGGCACCAUGGCCACAUCCGGCGACAUCUUCACCCAGUGGAAGGGUGAACUCUACAGCUGGCAGGCCGGCGGAAAGCCAACGCUUCUUCGCACCAAAGUGGGCAUCUCCAAUGGUCUGGCCUGGGAUGUCAAGGCCAAGAAGUUCUACUUCAUCGACACGAACAACCAUGAAGUUGUGGGCUAUGACUACAAUCAAGCCACCGGCGCCGUGAGCAACCCAAAGGUCAUCUUCGAUCUGAGGAAAAUCCGCCCCGAGGGACCAUUAUUCCCCGAUGGCAUGACCGUCGAUACGGAGGGCAAUAUCUAUGUGGCCACCUUCAACGGCGGUACCGUCUUCAAGGUCAACCCAAGCACCGGCAAAAUCCUGCUGGAGAUCAAAAUUCCCACCACUCAAAUCACCUCGGUGGCCUUCGGUGGUCCCAACUUGGACAUUCUCUAUGUGACGACCGCCAACAAGUUCGACCAGCCAAAACCAGCUGGCACCACCUACCAGGUCACCGGUCUCAAUGCCAAGGGUUACCCCGGCGUCAACUUGAAGAUCUAAAUUAUAGAGUACUUGUACAAUAGAAUUUAAUUAACUGAGAAAGUGUUUACUUGUAUAUUAAAGGGAUACUGUUAAAA
Drosophila ficusphila is the source of this 4205-nucleotide messenger RNA. It is a transcript of the gene smp-30, whose product is annotated as regucalcin. Gene Ontology annotation, biological process: L-ascorbic acid biosynthetic process; glycolytic process. The transcript has 4 exons. Gene Ontology annotation, molecular function: gluconolactonase activity; calcium ion binding; potassium ion binding. The coding region runs from base 346 to 4128 and encodes 1260 amino acids. Lineage: Eukaryota; Metazoa; Arthropoda; Insecta; Diptera; Drosophilidae. The record is from RefSeq and is a predicted model, not a curated record. Gene Ontology annotation, cellular component: cytoplasm.